Molecule: messenger RNA, 8960 nt
Organism: Pteropus alecto (black flying fox)
Lineage: Eukaryota; Metazoa; Chordata; Mammalia; Chiroptera; Pteropodidae
Gene: PHACTR2
Product: phosphatase and actin regulator 2
Exons: 13
Coding region: 330-2411 (693 amino acids)
Biological process (GO): actin cytoskeleton organization
Molecular function (GO): actin binding
Source: RefSeq, a predicted model, not a curated record
CAGCCAGAGGGGACCCUACUGCUGCCAUCCUGCGAAGGGCAGCGCCUGGGCCCUGGGGGAGGAGCAGCCGGGCAGGUUCGCGGGCGCGGAGGGCGGACCGGCUCCGAGCCCAGAGGCUUUCGCCCGCGGGAGCGAGAACAGGCUGUAGGCGGCUCCUUCCUGUGCAAACUUUUCUGUCCUCUUCCUCCUCCCGCCCUUGCGACCAGUUUCUCGGCGCCCGGCGUCCAGCCUCCCUGCCCUCUGCGCUGCUUCGGGGUCGCGGCGCGCGGGGCAGCGCAGCCCUCGGCGCCGGGCCUUUCCCGUGCCCGGAGCCGGCGCCGCCAGAGCCGAUGGCUGAGGCGGGCAGGAGCCCCACGGAGCCCCCGGGGGAGCCACUGGGGCAGGUGGCGGCCGAAGCCCCUGAGACCGAGGCGUCUGUCCCGCCGCCAGCUCUGCGCAGGCUGCCCGGGGAUCCGAGCCCCCGCGGCCGCUCCCAGAGCGACCUGUCGUCCUGUUCGAGCAGGGGCCGCCCCCUCCGGGUCCACAUCUCCGGCUCAGUUGAUGGACUGGACAAAGCUUCGAUAGCAAACUCAGAUGGCCCAACAGCAGGUUCCCAAACACCUCCCUUCAAGAGAAAGGGGAAACUCUCCACCAUUGGUAAAAUCUUUAAGCCUUGGAAAUGGAGGAAAAAGAAGACCAGUGACAAAUUUAGAGAAACCUCAGCAGUAUUAGAAAGGAAGAUAUCCACAAGACAAAGUAGACAGGAGCUGAUCAGAAGGGGAGUUCUUAAGGAAUUGCCUGAUCAAGAUGGAGAUGUAACAGUUAACUUUGAAAAUUCAAACGGGCACAUGAUACCCAUCGGAGAGGAACCUACCCGAGAGGAAAAUGUAGUAAAAUCUGAAGAAGGUAAUGGCUCUGUAGCUGGAAAAGCACCACUUCUGGAGGAAAAGGCAGAAGAUAAGAAAGAGAACACUGAAAACCACUCUGAAACACCGGCAGCUCCUGCUCCACCUCCUUCAACUCUUCCUAAGCCUAAACCCAAACCUAAACCCAAAAAAUCACCUGUGCUUCCAAAAGGGGCUGCUGCUGGGGCCAGCCCCAAGGGUGAUGAAGUGCCUCCUAUUAAAAAAAAUACCAGGGCUCCUGGUAAGCAAGCCCCCGUCCCUCCACCCAAGCCAGCAAGCCGAAACACGACCCGAGAGGCUGCUGGUUCCUCUCAUUCAAAAAAAACAACUGGCUCCAAAGCAUCAGCUUCACCAUCUACUUCCUCCACCUCGCCUCAUCCCAAAGCUUCAAAGGAGACGGUUUCUAACAAAACAGGGCCUGUGGGAAUCACGAAGGGCAAGAAAAAAACUGGCAAGCAGCCAGCGUCUCGACCGUCCUCAGAUGCAACCACUUCUGGCACGUCCGAGCCUUCGGAGACCAGGGUGGAGAGUCUCAAAACUGAGCAGACUGUCCCUGGGACCGAGGAGCUAACCACAGGCAAAUCCAAGUCUGCCGUUCCUCCACACCCUGCGGCCCCUCCCCCACCACUCCCCGCCCCUCCCCUAGCUUCGGAGGAGAGUGCCUUGGACACUCCUGUUGUCCUGGUCAGCAAUGGAGCUGACCUGGCCAUCCCCACCUUAGACCCAAGUCAGCUUCUCUGGACUGAAGAGCCGACAAACAGAACCACUGUCCACUCAGGCACUGGCUUAAGUGUUAGCAGAGAAAAUGCAAAAUGUGUCACAACCAAAGACGAGCUGGGAAAGGCAGCACCUCAGCUACUGGCUCCCGGGCUGAUGGGAGAAUCCUUAGAAUCCUUCAGUGCCUUGGAGGACGAGGGCCAAAGAGAGUACCGGGCCAAUGACUCUGACUCCGAUGGGCCCAUCUUGUACACCGAUGACGAUGACUACGAAGAGGAUGAGGACGAAGAUGGUGGUGGAGAAAGUGCUUUGGCAAGUAAAAUCCGACGAAGGGAUACUCUUGCUAUCAAACUUGGCAACAGACCAUCUAAGAAAGAGUUAGAGGACAAAAACAUCUUACAGCGUACAUCUGAAGAAGAGAGGCAGGAAAUCCGACAACAAAUUGGAACCAAGCUCGUCAGGAGACUUAGCCAGAGGCCCACCACUGAAGAACUAGAACAAAGAAACAUCCUAAAACAAAAGAAUGAAGAAGAAGAACAAGAAGCAAAAAUGGAACUUAAACGCAGACUCAGCAGAAAGCUCAGCCUGAGACCCACAGUAGCAGAGCUACAAGCUCGAAGGAUCCUGCGGUUUAAUGAGUAUGUAGAAGUCACUGAUUCUCCCGACUAUGAUCGCCGGGCAGACAAGCCCUGGGCCAGGUUGACACCUGCAGACAAGGCAGCAAUAAGAAAAGAACUAAAUGAGUUUAAAAGCACAGAGAUGGAAGUUCACGAAGAGAGUCGACAGUUUACAAGGUUUCACCGUCCAUAAUGAAGUGCGAGACUCUGGAAACAUGGAGUGAUCAUGUUUGGGGGAAACCUCACUUCCUGAACACCUGAUAUUGCACUGGGAUUUGAAUGUGCGUGUUUCCGUUUCACUUGCGGCGAAGGAAGCACGUGGAAAGUGUUCCACACCUGUACGGCCCAGCUGGGGCCAACAAGCAAAAGGAUGGGUGCAGUGACCCUGCUGUACAGCAUGUGUAUUGAUGGUAAGGGACACCAUUGGUUAUACCAGUUACUCUUCAUCAGGGGUUUUAAUCAAAGAAGAUGAGCAGAAGACAAUCAAUCGCUGGCUCCCUGUUACUAGAAAGCCAAAUCUUAGAAUGCGGGUUUUAAAAGGAAAAAUGGGGAAUGGAAUGGUUGGGCACUAGAAGGGGGUGGGGGUUGAAAAUCAGAAGAAAAGAGAAAUAUUUCAUUAUGUUAAUGAAGAAAAGAGAAAAUUGAAGCAUAAAUGUAUUUCCAGGUAGGCUUUCAAUAGCUGAGAACUUAUUAAGGGGUUCGGGGAUCCAAUCAUCCAACACGGAUUCCUUAGAGACCUGAUCCUAGAAGAAUAUUCUUGUUUCACCAUUAUGUUGGUGCAGUAUAUGUUGUGCCAGUGAAUCCAGUUGCCAGAAAUGAGUCUGUGUUUUCAUGCAUCUUUUUCUUAAAUGCAAGAGGUUUUUACUGACUCUUAACAAGCAUGCUUACCCAAACUUUGUCGCAUGCUUUAAGUAGCAUAGCUAUACACACUUUACUUUUUUUUUAAUAUUCCUUACAUAAUGUACCAACCUUCCACAAGGAUAGCAGGACUAGGAAUAAAGUCAAAGGUGAUGUGAGCCUAUAAAUCUGUAACAAGCUUUAGAAAUUAAUCUUUUGGCCUUUCGCCAGUUCGAUUAUCUCCAAAGUCAAAAACAACCCUACUUGAUCUAAAGAAGAUAAUAGCAACAACAACGUCUUGUUUAAAAAUCUGAAUCCAAAAUUACAACUUAAGGAAAAUGCAAGUGUUCUGGCAGUAGUUAGCUCUGAAGAUGCAAAGGAGUACUUAUUUUCAGUGCCACAUUAAGUUGGAUUGCUGCUAUUAAAAAGAUAAAGCAUGUGGAUCAAAAAAUAAAAACCAAAACAAAAAACAACAACAACAAAAACACGUACCUAGAGGCUCAAAAGAACACAACAUUGACUUGUAGUGCAAAACAAAACAAAACAAAAAUCAGUUUAGAGUUAAGGAAGGUUUCCUUAUGAGCCUACAGUCAAUAUUGUUUACAUUAUGAAACCCUCUAUUGUUAUUUUCCAUGGAGUCACAGGCACAGCAUGGCUUCUGCUCCCAAAUACAUAUGACCAUAUGUAAAUACUUCCUUGCAUUUAAUUGUUCAUUCACAAUUGUUUUGUGCCUCUUUUGUUAAAAACACAUGAGAUGUAUAAUAACAAGACAAGACCUAAAUAGACUUUAUUUUAUUCUCAGAGCUUGGACUACAAUUUUCUGAAAUGAUUCUGGUCAUAAAAUGGAAGACUGUAAUUUUUUAUUUAAAACGAAAAGCAAACAUUUCAUCAGGUGAAUAAAUUCGGAUCCUGCCAUUUAUUGGUAUUUUAAAGAACCACUUGAAAUUGAAUGAUUUCACUUAAAAAAUAAAAACCAAAUAGCCCCACUUAGCUCAUGACAAAAAGCCAGGAACAUGGCCUCUUGCUGCCCUCAGCUAUGUGCAUUAAUAAAAUAAACCUAUAUUUCUGCACUGUUGUCAUUUCAUUAAUAGGAUGACAUUUUUUUGCUUUGAAAAAAUGUUUCUGUGUGUCUAAGUGUCUUUCUCUAGCUGAGGUUUCGUCUAUUUCAUAGUGUUUAAAUCCAGCCAUAGACAUUAAUUAUGUUCUAAUUCUUUUGCUGAAGUCAUCCUCUUCCUUAUUUUAUUAUCAUUUUAUUGUCUUGGGAAAAAUACCAAGGGAUGUAAUGUUAUUUUAAUUUUCUGUUCUUACGAUCUUUGAACAUUGUUUUGAUUUCUAAUCAGAAGGCCUCGCCUCCAUAAAAAUGGUAAAUAUAAUACGUCACCAUUUUAUCACAAGAUACAUGCCAUAGAAAGUCUCUAUUUGGUUGAUAAAAGGAACAUUUUUUUCCCACAAGUGGUGCAUGUGAUGCAAUUUUUUAUUCUCUGCAAUGAGAUGCACCCAGUACAAAAAUGAGAAUUUAGUCCCUCAAUAUAUUGUUUUUCCUGUAAGUUAUAUCAGAUUUAUGAACUUUCCACAUUUUUUCUUCAUCCUGAUUUACAUGCUUAGAAAAAAGUUUAAAAGACGUUUAAAAGUCAAAAAAAUUAACAACUGCUAGUCUAAUAUUUAAGGAUUGGAACCACCAGUUAUUUCAUUGGAUCAGUUCUUUAAAUAAAAAGCUGUGAAAAAGAUUCGAAGCAUCAUGAACUAAGAUAUAUUUUUCAGAAUAAGGCUCUAUUUUAAUAACUAAUUCUCCAGCAGCCCAUCCAGAGGUCUCUUGCCUGGCAGCCCUGAAAGACCGAGAAAAUGCUGUCCCCCCUCCCCACCCCCCCGCAUAAUUAUGCCUCUGCCUGAGCGUUUCUGCAAUUUCAGCAUUUCUACAAGCCAACCAAUAAGCAGCAGUUCUAUAAAGAAAAUAAAUGUGCAUGAAUCGCGUUGUAACACAGCUCCCUAUUUAAAAUGUAACAUUAAGCUAAUAUGGAGGAAGUGCGUGGGUUUUCCUGAGCCCUCGAGAUAUGAUUAAGGGAAAAAACACACCCAUCUCCAGGAAGGUCCCAGGCAGGAAAGAACCAGACAGACUGUAAAAACCAAAGUGGUCGUUUUCAUUUUUCUUAAAAUAGAGAAAAGGAAAAUAGAGGAAAGGUAGUGAGAAGAUGGCACGGGGUUUAUUAGCAUCUUUGUGGUCAUUACCAAUCAAUCUGACAAAAUUAAAUAGCUGGUGACAGCAUUAAUUUAAGGCGGUCCUGCCUAAAAUUGCCUGUGUAUGUGAAAUGUCUUGCAUUUUUUAGGGUUGAUAUAGUUCACCCUUAUAUUAAUUUCUUAAAUUGUUUAAAUGAAAUCUAUAAUAUUCAGAGAACCAAUUUUGGUAUUUCAAUAGCUGUUUUAAAUGGAGGAAAAAGCAAACUCAUCUAUCUCUCUGAUUUACCCAGCAAAAACGGACUUUCUGGUUUCAUUGUCAUAUCCUUUAUUAGCAUAAUGAUUGUUAACUCAUCUUUCUCUGGUAUUAAUAAAUAUAUUUUGUAAGUAGGAAGUUUUGAUAUGUAAGUGAAAAAGGAAUUGAAAACACCCUUCAAAAAUGAUCCAAUCUUAAAGAUGAGAGAUAAGUCCUUAAAACUCAUAAUUCAAGAUAUAUACCCUGCAAUUAAUUCAGUGCUGCAUUGGCACUUUUUAAAAAAAGAGUAACUUAUAGUUAAAAGAGAAAAAUCUGCAUUAACACGAAUAUCCUAAUAUGUACCGCAUUUUAACACAUAACAAGCAUUGUAUUUAUACUUAAUGGAAUCAGACAGAUACAACUUUCAAAAAUUAUACUGUAUUCAUGAUACAAAAAGACAGCCUUGUCUACCACAUAGUUGUAUACACACAUUUAAACAGUGAAACCUUUCUUUUCUUCCUUUCUUCCUGAAAAUUUUCUUCAAUCUGUCAUUAUUUUUGAAGUGGUCUCCACAGCACAUUUCACAGAGUAAGAAAUCUCUUAGAGUAGGCGAGAGGGAAUCGAACUAAUACAAGAUAUAUAAAUUUAUGUCACUUCCUCAGUGUGGUAGCUUAAGCAUUCCUAUAUUUCAACCAUAUCGUUAAAUCUAACUUACUAGUAAAAGUAUAUGCUUGGAGACAAAGAUGAAUUUCUUCACAUCAUGACAGUAAGCUGCAACCACUAAGGAACCACUCAGAUGUAGUUAUUGACAAAGUUGUCUCUGGUCUUCUUGGCCUCUUGAAAUAGCUAAUCUUCCACAAUUGAGUAUUUGCUCUCUACUCAUUGUUUUAUUUGACAAAGCAGAGUGAACUUCUAGAAUUAAAAAUGUGCCCUAGAGGGGAAUAGAAUGGCAAAAAUAAUCAUCAAAUUAAUAAGACCAUUUUUCUGAAAAAAAGCACAUCUCCAGAUACUUCAAACUCAGGUUUCACAGAGCAGCAUGAGGCUCUAUUUAGCAGUGACCAAAGGGUGAUGGGAACAAAGGCAUAAUACUCCCAAACCAUUCUCAUUUUUUUAAAUCAUUAAGCUUUUAGUCUGUAUAAAAAUGUGAACCACUGUUAGCAUUUCUAGAAAACAACCAAAACAUGAUCCACUUAAGCUUUUUCAAAGACAAGGUCAUCCCAUUUUAACAAAUCUCAUUGUAUAUGCUGUAAGAUUUCUGGCAAAAAAAAAAAAAAAAUGAAUAAUCCUGUGGCAGUCAUUCUUACUGAAGGCCAAACCCUAUAGGCAACGGUCAUCUUUAGCUAUGCCAGGAUUUGCUGCGCGCGCGCGCGCACACACACACACACACACACACACACACAAAUGUCAUUUAGCUAGUCACAUUGCUAGCACAGCUGUGUAUAAGAGCAAAGCACUAUGGAAUGAUGUUUCUCAGUGGUGGUGCUGUUGGCAUUUGGAGUUGGGCCAUUCUUUGUUGUACAAAAAUGUCCCACACCUUACAAACUGUUCACUAUACCAGACUCCUGCUGACUAAAUGCCAGCACCACAUGCCUGUCAUCGUAAACACCAAACAUAAAGAGCCCCCGCCCCGUGUUCGAAUGCCCUCCUAGACGGGAGGUACCACCUCCCUUGAAUACCACUACGUACUGCAGUUUUAGGACACACAGGUAGAAGUGUCUGUCUCAAAACACCAUCUCGGCUGCCUUGCACUUCUAUGGGCCCUGGCUCCUUUCUUCCCCCUUCAUUUCAAGCCUUCCGUUUCGAUGCAACUUAAAUUUGCUAGUUGUUCAGGGAGCACGUUCCUGGGCAGCAUGGCUGUUCUAAUGGGCAUACUUACUUGGCUAGUCCCUGUACAUGCCUAGAGGAGAGAUUUCACAUGAAGCAAACUUUUUCCUUUUUUGGCUUCACCAUUUUACUCAUAAUUCUCAGUGUCGCGAGAAUCGUUGCAUGACUUAACCACAAACACGAUGGCAGACAAUCCACAUAAACAAAACCCAUGGUCCAUGAAUAUCACCAUAAGAUUUCACCUGGUAAGCUGCAUCCCAUGAGUUCCAAAACAAUCGCCUGUUUAUCCUAGUAAAGAAGCAUUUAAUCCACAUGCAAAAGUUUGAAUUCCCCCUGUAUAAAUAUAGCCAUGUGGUUCAUCUUUUCUAAGAUAUGUGAAUAUUGAAUUAUGAAAGAAACGUGGAUUAACUGUGGAUUGCAUGCACAUUGUUUAUACUUCAGUGAUGAUCAUGAACAAAACACAAUGAGUUUUACUGAGGUGAAACAUAAUAAAACUAUACUAACAAUACAUAAACAUACUAAUUCUCUUUGUUGCUUUUUAUCACCAAAAUUGAAUGGCAAAUAUGUCUUGAAAUUAUUUGGAUGAAUUGUGGCUAAUGGAAUUAAUUUAGCCACUAUAAUUUUUUUAGAUAUUCAUAUUUCUAAAUAUCUUUUUUGAAACAAAGCAACUCAAAGUUGAUAAAGAUGGUUAUAUUGUGAACUUUUCGAUGGUGCUUAAGAAUUCAUGUCUUGUUAAAUACCAGUUUUGUUUUUUUGUUGUUGUUUUUUUUUAAGAAUAAAUUGAAAGGAGUAAAUGAGGCAGAAUACCACUCCACCCUCAGGUCAAUUUUAUGGUAUGUUAAAAUGCCAAUAAUAUUUAUACCACUUGCCAAUUUGGGGGGCUUUUCCCUUACCAAAUGCUUUCCUUAUAGUUUCUAUCAUUACAUCGCUUACAGAGCUUCCACAAGAAGUCACCAUUGUAAUACUACCUAGCGUUCUAAAACAAUCUGCAUGAAUCUAGGGUCAAACCACUUUCAUUACAUAAAAUAUAGGCACUAAUUUUUUUUUAUAUUUUUAAAUAUUUCUUCUGUGGCUUAGAAAUGUGCCAAUGUGUUCAAAACAUUCUGCACCAAUUUCACCAGAUUUAGUACCUACCAAAAACUCAGUCAUUUUUUUCUCUGUAUCAUUAUUAGGUAAAGAACAAUAUUCAUUCCUUUGUUAUUUCAAGCUUUGGUUAAACUGAUAAGGGUGGUAAGCUGUGAUCAUUAUCAGACUGACUCAUUUCCAGUGAGUGAUCUAAUCCUACAUAUUACACAGGUAUAAUAUCUGUGAGUGUAUAUAACUGGAACUGUACACCAAUUAACAUAACAGUUUCUCUUUUUCAUUGUUGUUUUUGAUCUGUACUGUAUUAUAGUAUGUGGGUAUAAAUAUCUACAAGUAUACACACACAUGUACAUGUAUUCCACUAUUAUAACCUGAAAGAAAGACUAUGUAUUAUCUUUUUUAUUCUGUACUGAUGUUUGUGUUAUUUAAGAAGCAAAAUUAUGCUCUAUUUAGUUGUAUAAUAUUAUAAGAUACUUUGCUGUGCACAAUUCCAAGUGCCUUAGAACAUUGUUUAGCUUUCUUAAGUAUAUAUAAAUGCAUAUAUGUAUAAAAUUGGGAAAAGUUACCUCAAUAAAAUCAUUGGGAAACCCC